This is a messenger RNA of Cuscuta europaea, 4354 nucleotides long. NCBI's taxonomy places the organism in Eukaryota, Viridiplantae, Streptophyta, Magnoliopsida, Solanales, Convolvulaceae. The record is from the annotation of a GenBank genome assembly.
GUUUAAAAUGGCAGGAAACACUACAGCACAGAUCGAUGAUGCCAUCUACUCCAAAGGGAAAUGGAUCAAGGUACUGGACAACAAUUUCCAGCUAGACCUGGCAGUCUUCAAGUGCCAGAACCCAAUCAUUCCGGCCAUAAUGAAAGGUCACUAUCUCUGGCCUGCACUUCACAAUGCCAAACCAGUGCCAGAGAUAUACCUACAACAGUUCUGGGGGCACAUGCACACAGAUUCAUUGAAGGAUCGUUCCAAGAUCAAGACCAAGUUGAACGGCAUGCGGGUGAUUCUGACACCAUCCACUCUACGGACUACUCUAGCGCUGCCAGUACACGAUACGUAUGAUGCACUCCCAACCAUCCCCGAUCUGCUCAAAGACGUGGCAUCCCUUGGCUACACAUCACUACUGCCACAACUGUCAAAUUUCAACGGUGCAUACCUCCGUCACCCGUGGAAAAAUCUCUUCGGGCUAGUGAACAAGUGCCUGUCGCCGAAGCAUGCCGGAUUCGACAAAUGCAACAAGCAGAUCCUGCUCAUCUUCCAUGGCAUUGCCUUCAACAAGAACUACGACAUGGCACAGCUCUUCUUCUCAGAGCUAAUGGACCUGGUCAAGGCCAAAGAAAAGAAUAGGCCAGGUACCAUUCCGUACGCUAGGUGGCUUGGGUUGAUCAUCAACGACCUCAUGGCAGAGCAUUCAACAAUCCCAAAAUGCAGCUCCGAUCCACAUUUUAAAGCCCCAAAGCUGCAAUACUUCAAAGCGGACAAAAACCCGACCUAUGGUCUGAGGAUUCCUGGGUUUCUGCUCAACCUUGUGAGAUCUUCAAACCCAGCCAUUCAGCAAUACAAGGAAGCAAUCGAGAAGACCGUCCCUAUGGUUCAGCAAAACCCAGCUGGACCUACCCAAGGGACAAAGCCGAGUGAUGGUAAGGGUACUAAGAGAGCCCAAAAGCCACAGAAACCAGUGGCCGGUUUGCCCAAUGAAGGGAAGUCUGACGACUCUCUAGAGACGAGUCAGGCGGCUGAGGGCACCAAAGAAGACGCUGAGGAAACGGCCAGUGAAUCGUCUAGUGGAGCCCAAACAAACACUGACGACAAGGCUUCCGAGAGCGUGGGCACGGAGAGUGAAAAAUCGGACUCGGAUGAUGACGGUGAUGACAAUGAUAGUGAUGAUGUGGAGCUCACAUAUGCACUGAUUAGAAAAGGGAAGCUGCCCGUCGAAUCUCCAAAGAAGAGAAGAAUCACUGCUGAAGACGCAACACCAAUCAUAGCUCGCAGACCUCAAGUCUUCACCAUAAAAGAAACAGCUAAACCAAGAGCUGAUCCGAGCGAGACUAAUUGCUCAAAGGAUGAUUACGACGAGGCAGCUCACUCCAUCAAGACAUCAAUCAACCAGGAAGAAGUUGUCAUCCGAGAGACCAGGGCUAAGGUCAAAAAUGACAAAGUUGCUAAGACCAAGCCCCAGCCCCGAGCGAAAAAGAGUCUGUUUGAUAAGGCAGACGAGCACAUCUUUGCGGGCUGCGACUCCUUUAUCCAGAUAAGCCGAGCCGAAUCCCUAAGCACAGGAGCCGAUCUUUUCGGUUCCCGAGUAGAAGUCGCAGCAUCUGGCUCAACUGCGCAUGCACAGCCCUCUCCCAGCCACUCAAUUGCCUCUCAAAAGGCUAUUGUUUCAAAAGAACGGGACUCAACCCCCUCGCUGGUUCCUUCUGAAUCAGUUGAGCAUACUAUUGACCUAUCUCCCGAGGUCAAAACCCCUUCUUCUCUCACAUCGAGUCUAGAUGUCACAUUUCCCACAUUUUCUUCCUUUUCUAGGACACCUACACUAUUCACUGCACAUACAGGUGCACUCACCCUGAACGCAACAACCAGAGCGCAAGCUAUGAUGGUUGGAAGCCCUGCUACGCCCAUAAUGAUUCCAUCAUUAAAUGCAGGCCACACAUCAGCAAUCUUCACUGAUGCUGUGUCAACAGUUACAACCCCCGUAACUGGUCACCCUACCUUUGAAGACGUAAACGUUCUACUAAAUCGCUUCCUAGAUUCCGCCAUUAAACCAUGGGUGCAAGAUGCAAUGACCGCUCUAGCACAGGAAUUUAGGACCACCCAAACGGUUCGGUCUGAACAGACACCACCCCAACCUUCUCCUGAACCGUUCAUCUCCCAUACACAACCCAUAUCCUCCACCCCUCUAUCCCACCAAUCCAUCAACCAAAUUCCUAUCCCUUCUAUUUCUAGGGGAACCCAGAAUACAGAACCAGUAUUCUCCCCACACCCGACCACACCCUCCAUCGAUCUCUCCUCCCUAUCCUUUGACACCCUAGCUUCGGCUUUGCUGAAUAACCUCUUAAAUACCCCAGAAGACGACCUCACUCUUCAUCAGCAAGCCAUACUAGAAGCUCUUCUUUCCUCACCCGAAACCAAGAGUACUUGCAAUGAGAGUCUUCGUGGUCGCAAACGUUCCCAUGAGGACCCCGAUGAUUCGGAUCCUCAUGAGGGGGAGAACAAGCGACCUCGAUCACUUGAGCAAACUGCUCUACCAAGCCAAACUCCACAGCUAAUUCAACCUGAAACCUCAACAAACCAACAGCCACCAUCCACAGCCAAACUCUCUAGCGUGGUCGAGCUAGAAAUAACAUCCCGAGGCGUAUCUCCUAGAGAUACCAACCGAGGAGGGGAUGGAAGUCCUGAUGAUGAUACCACUGGUACAUCUUCUCCAUCAGGCCAUCAGUUGGAACCCAGUUCUGAGCUGAUGUCAACGGGCAAUCCUAGUGAACCCGGUAGUGCUACACAGGAACAAUCACCGCCUAAACAAAGAACUCCAUACAUCUCCCCAGGCAAAUAUAUCCAUGAUGCACUGGAAGAGGCGGUGAUAUACGACAAAUGGCCGAGAAAAUGGACAGAAUGGGAUGAUCUCCGGGUUGAAGCCAAGCAAGAAGACAUGCAAAGAAACUGGUGGCUACGAGAGCUUAUUAACAAAUGCUCUGAAGAUAUCAUUAGGCUCGAGGACGAUGAACGCAAGGAAGGGGAGAACUACAAGGAAUCCCAGAAAGCUCUUGAAUCGGUCGUAAGACAAUCAGUGGGAAGACUUCCCAAGAUAGAGAAACCCUGGGACAACGUUCGAAUCAAAGCCCCCUUCCAAGAAGAAAUCAGAGAGCAUAUCUGGCGUAGACCAGACAAAGUCAAGCCACUGAACGAACUGAAGCUAAGAGGCCUUACUCACUUGAAAGGAAAGCAGGCUGGAGGUCAUCUGCAUAUGUUGCUGCAAAGGUCAACUGGUACACAGAGAGAACUGAUGGAACAAGAUCUGAAGUCGAAUAUUCUCCCGAUCCAUCAAAUUCUACAAGUGAAGGCUGAAGACUAUCAUGGAGUAACAUUCUACACCUUCAGACUUCAACGCACCGAUGGGAGCGAAUUCACUUGUCAAGAGAACGACUUCAUAAUGCUGAAACCGGAUGACAUCUACCAAAUGCUCAUGGCCUACAGAUACCUUCCAGUCAGGCAGAACAUAGUAUACAGCGAAUGCCUCGCAGCUAUCAAGAGAUUCAUGCUUAGACAAAUCAGAGUACACUCUUCACAUGACCUACAGAUGGCUAUUGAAUGCAAUUUGAAGAAGACAAAUCUGACAAAGCCAAAACUGUAUGGUCCAGAACUUGAAGAUUUCCCAGCCUACCACAUCUUCUUCAAACCGCCAGCAGUCACCUAUCUGAACCACAAGAACGAAAAGCGUCUGAUGGUAGUCAGUGAAAUCGAGAAGUACUGCGACGGAACACUGAAGAUAAUCAGAGAGCAGAUUCUACAGAUGAAGGCAAAGCUGGAAGAAAAUCUUCAAGAGGCAUCGUCUAAUGUUCAAAAGGAACACUCUACUGUAGAGACAAUUUUAAAGGCCAUUGACGAUCGCCUCGAAAAGAGAAAUAUGCUAAGACAGUAUGAACAUGCACUUGGAUUGAGAAAGCACUACUUCAAAUCACAGAAGCAAUAAGAGAAUGGCACUUGAUCACAAAGGGGGAGAUUGUUGGAGAUAUUUUAUUGUGAAUCAAGUUGGUCAUAGAUUAGCUUUAUAUUUAAUCCUUGUAUUUAAAUAGUGCAUAAAUUAGAUAGGAAUCAGGCCAAGUGUUAGGCCCAUUUAAAAAGGCCAAAAGCCUGGUACGCCUAACCUAAACCUCGCCUAUAAAAAGGGAGCCGAGGUUUAGGAAAAGGUUGAACGUCGUACUUAUUAUUCAUAGCCUUACGCUUAUAUCAUUCUGCUGUACGUUCCAGGGUUUAUCAAAGAAGGUUUUACGGUGAUUCAUUCUGUGUUCAUCUUUACGUUUAAUCUUCCUUGUUAGAUCGAUUAUUCAUUGCUGUUACAGAAACAGGGACUUAC